CAGUAGCCAGCAGAAACUGGGGGCAUGUGCUCCUCAGGGGCCUCAGCAGGCUGGGGGCUUCUGGAUUACAAGACAGAGAAGUAUGUGAUGACCAGGAACUGGCGGGUGGGCGCCUUACAGAGGCUGCUGCAGCUCGGGAUUGUGGCCUACGUGGUGGGAUGGGCCCUCCUUGCAAAAAAAGGCUACCAAGAACGGGACCUGGACCCCCAGAUUUCUGUCAUCACCAAACUCAAAGGAGUUUCUGUGACUCAGAUCAAGGAGCUCGGGAACCGGUUGUGGGAUGUGGCUGACUUCGUGAAACCACCACAGGGAGAGAACGUGUUCUUCUUGGUCACCAAUUUCCUUGUGACGCCAGCUCAAGUUCAGGGCAAAUGCCCAGAGCACCCCUCUAUCCCGCUGGCUAACUGCUGGGUCAAUGAGGACUGUCCUAAAGGGGAGACAGGGACACACAGCCAUGGCAUAAAAACAGGUCAAUGUGUGGUAUUCAACGGGACCCACAGGACUUGUGAAAUCCAGAGCUGGUGCCCAGUGGAGAGUGGCACUGUGCCCAAGAGGCCCCUGCUGAUCCAUGCCAAGAACUUCACGCUGUUCAUCAAAAACACUGUCACCUUCAGCAAAUUCAACUUUUCCAAGACCAAUGCCUUAGAUACCUGGGACUCCGCCUAUUUUAAGCACUGUCGCUAUGAUGCACUCUCCAGCCCCUACUGCCCCGUGUUUGGCAUAGGAGACCUUAUAGCUGCAGCUGGUGGGGACUUUGAAGACCUGGCAUUGCUGGGUGGUGCUGUAGGCAUCAGAAUCCACUGGGAUUGUGACCUGGACACCGGGGGCUCUGACUGCUGGCCCCAUUACUCCUUCCAGCUGCAGGAGAAGAGUUACAACUUCAGGACAGCCAGUCACUGGUGGGAAGCCCCAGGUGUGGAAGCUCGAAGCUUGCUCAAGCUCUACGGGAUCCGCUUUGACAUUCUCGUCACUGGGCAGGCAGGGAAGUUCGGGCUUAUCCCCACAGCCAUCACGGUGGGCACUGGAGCUGCUUGGCUAGGUGUGAUCACCUUCCUCUGUGACCUGUUGCUGCUGUAUGUGGAUAGAGAAGCCCAUUUCUACUGGAGUACAAAGUAUGAGGAGGCAAAAGCACCAAAGGAGGCUGCCAAUCCUGAAUGGACCAAGCCAGCUUUCACACCUGCAAGCCCCAUUGCUCAGGUGCCUUAG
Marmota flaviventris (yellow-bellied marmot) is the source of this 1206-nucleotide messenger RNA. RefSeq names its product purinergic receptor P2X 6 (gene P2rx6). Gene Ontology annotation, biological process: response to ATP; calcium ion transmembrane transport. Gene Ontology annotation, cellular component: plasma membrane; cell junction. Gene Ontology annotation, molecular function: extracellularly ATP-gated monoatomic cation channel activity; ATP binding; purinergic nucleotide receptor activity. The record is from RefSeq and is a predicted model, not a curated record. Lineage: Eukaryota; Metazoa; Chordata; Mammalia; Rodentia; Sciuridae.